AUGGGGUCCAUGGGUUCCCUCCUCCGCAAACUGGGUGAGAUUAUCAAGGAGAAGUACAACCUACACAAGGGAGUUCAGAAAAAGGUCAAGUCCUUUUCUACCCAGCUGACCAUUAUGCGCGCUGCCCUUGGCAAGGUGGCAGAGGUGCCGCCAGAUCAGCUCGACGACCAGGUCAAGUUUUGGGCUAAUGAAGUUAGGGAGCUGGCUUAUGACAUGGAGGAUGUCAUCGACUCUCUCCUGGUGCGUGUUGAGGGUUGUGAGCCCAAUGCUGAUCAGGCCAGCUUCAAGAAGCUCAUGGCCAGGAUGGCAAAUCUAUUCAAAAAGGGCAAGUCUUGCCAUGACAUUGUCACAGCAGUCGAAGAAAUCCAUGAGCGGUUGCAAGAUGUCUCUAGCCGACACAAAAGGUAUAAUCUUGCUAACCUACAUGCAGCCACAAGAACCACUGUUGACCCUUUCUUGGAGGUUCUCUAUGGAGAUAAGAAGAAUAUCAUCGGCAUUGAGAAAGCAAGAGACGAUAUUAUCAAGAAGAUCAGUGAUGGGGGUCAAUCGAUGCAGAGGCCUGAGGUUUACCCUCCUCCGAAAAGAAAAAAAAUCAUUGAGGGGGGGCGUGUGUCCAAGGAGCAACUCAAGAUACUUUCUAUUGUUGGAUUUGGAGGAGUGGGCAAGACUACACUUGCCAGAGAAGUAUAUGAUGCCCUUCCAACAAAAUUUGAUUACAGAGCUUUUGUGUCCGUGUCUCGGAAUCCCGACAUGAAGAAAGUACUAAGCAAUCUUCUCUUUAAACUUGACAACAGAAGACAUGCUAAUCUGAAUGCAGCAAACUUGGAUGUAGAACAGCUCAUUAUCCUAGUCCGAGAAUUGCUUAGCAAGAAAAGGUACUUUAUAAUUAUCGAUGAUUUAUGGAAUAAAGAAGCGUGGACAACAAUCAGAUAUGCACUUAAUGAUGAUGAGUGUGGAAGUAUAAUAAUCACUACAACCCGCCUUAUGGAUGUCUCAAAAGUUUGCUGCUCUUCUAAAGACGAUAUGAUUCAUAAGAUGAAAUCUCUCUCUCUGGAUGACUCCCAAAAACUUUUCCAUCGAAGAAUAUUUUCAUGUGAGGUGUGUCCUUCUAGAUUGGAGCAAGUAUCCAGAAAGAUCUUGAAGAAAUGUGCUGGGGUGCCAUUAGCCAUAAUUAGCCUGGCUAGUUAUUUAGCUAAUAACCAGAGGUUCAACCAAAUUGACCAAUGGUAUGUUUUGCUCAACUCUGUUGGCCGUGGACUUGAAAAAGGUGAUGAUCAUGUGAAGGAAAUGAAGAGAAUACUAUCAUUGAGCUUUUAUGAUCUCCCUUCUUAUUUGAAGACUUGCUUUUUAUACCUAAGUAUCUUUCCAGAAGAUCAUCAAAUUGGCAGAGAUCGGUUAAUAAGGAGAUGGGCAUGCGAAGGUUUUAUCCAAGUAGAAAAUGAAACAACCAGCCUACUUGAGCUUGGAGAUAGUUACUUCAACCAGCUAGUAAACAGGAACAUGAUCGAGCCGAUUAUACAUGAUGACGGCAGCGUGGAAGCUUGUUGUGUACAUGACUUAAUGCUUGAUCUUAUAUGUGAAGUAUCAAGCAAAGAAAACUUUGUUACUAUAUUGGAUUUUAUUGAGGGAGACACACCUUCGGGAAAGAAGUUCCGCAGAUUGUCCUUGCAAAAGGGCAUGACAGAUCUCACCACUACUCGGAUGGCUAACACAAGCAUGUCACAAGUGAGGUCUUUUACCGCUUUUAGUCCCACUGUCAGUAAGAUUCCCUCUCUUUAUAGAUUUCAAGUUUUGCGUGUAUUGGAUCUGGAAGGUUGCGAUCUUCGAAAAAGCCCUGGCAUUGAUCUUAGGCAUGUUGAGAAGUUGUUACAUUUGAGAUACCUAGGGUUAAGAGGUACAAAGGUUGGGAAGCUCCCGAUGGACAUAGGAAAGCUACAGUUUUUGCAGACACUAGACUUGCAAUGGACCAAUUCAAAAGAGUUGGCGUCCAGUGUUGUUCAGCUGAGGCAUUUGGUGUGCCUAAUCCUUGAUUUAGGUAUGCCACUACCAAACGGGUUCAGCAACCUGAAAUGCCUUGAACAGCUGACAGGACAUGGAGUGGGCAUUUUUACUGCAGACAGCGCAAAAGAGCUGGGGUGUCUCAUCGGGCUAAGGGAGCUGGCCUUUAAAUGGGAUCUAUGGCUGAAUCCGGAUGAUCUGAGAACAACUAAAGUUUUGAUCGAGUCCCUAGGCAAGCUGCACAAACUUGAGAGUCUGGAGAUCUGCUCUAUUGGUCCUUGGGUUGUCGACCUUAUGCUGGAGCUGGAGUGGGUGCCGUCACCAAACCUCCGCAGGCUUAAAUUUGACACAUGUUUCAAGAGCUUGCCAUCUUGGAUUUGUUGUUCAUCGCUUCCCCUACUCUCCUACCUUGAUCUACCAGUUGGUAAAGUGCAAUCUGGUGAUAUUCAGAUCCUUGGAAUGCUGCCGGCUCUCCGUUAUGUCACCCUCGGCGCAGGCACCAUCGAGAGAGCAGGCAAUACAGUGGAAAAUUUGGAGCUUAGCGCUGGUGACUUCCCUAGCGCGAGAGUGUGCCUUUUCCACAAAAUAUUACUGGUGCAUCCUAAGUUCCAACCAGGAGCUAUGCCAAUGGUUCAACGCCUUCGCUUUGGUCUCCGAGUGAAUGACAUUCUCUGUCCUGAGUUCGAUUUGAGCAUAGGGAACCUUCCUUCGCUCAGGCAACUCAGAAUUGAUCUCGACAGUAGGGGAGAUAAAUAUUCUCAAGCCAUGGAUGCGCUGAGGCGUGUGGCAGAGGGCCAUCCCAAAAGCCCCACCCUUCGUGUCGAUAAAUACUGA
Molecule: messenger RNA, 2832 nt
Organism: Triticum urartu
Lineage: Eukaryota; Viridiplantae; Streptophyta; Magnoliopsida; Poales; Poaceae
Product: disease resistance protein RGA5-like
Biological process (GO): defense response to other organism
Molecular function (GO): ADP binding
Source: RefSeq, a predicted model, not a curated record